UUUGCCACCUGUAUAGGAGAGUACGGGUGUUGUGUUUUGGCUGCCAGCUAAGGCUUGUGUUUUGGCUGCUAGCUAAGGCGUUGUUUCCGUGUAUUUCAUUAUAGGAGAUGUCGAUUUGGGUUUGGUUUGGUUUUGUGUUUCCGUUGCUGAUGAGGGAAUUCGGUUUGAUUGCUGCUAUGGGUGAGAUUGGGUGGUAUGGUUUCAAUUCCUUUUUUUGCACUGUUGCCUUUGAUUUGUAGAUAUGGCUUUUAUUAGCUGGCCUGAUUUUGGAUUUGUUUGUUUGGGUUGCUUUAUUGCCUUGCAUGAUUGGUUUUUGAUUUGUGUGUUAGGAAUGUACCUAGGUCUGUUAAUUGCGUGGUUAGGAAAUAGAUUUGUGUGUUAGGAAUGUACCUAGGUCUGUUAAUUGCGUGGUUAGGAAAUAGAUUUGUGUGUUAAGGUAGCACAAAGCCUUGGGGACUACUCAACUGUACUUCUAAGAAGAAUGCAAAGGACGUACAGUGAUUAGUUUAGGUUUACCCUUGUGGGUAUAGUCGGUUAAAUAGAGAUAGGGGUUGCUGGGGUUUUCAUAUAUUCAUUUUGGGAUUUCUGGAUAUGGUGUUCUGAGAUUGGUUUGUAAAGGUUUGAUCAAUGUGUUUGGUGCUUUGGUGUACUUAGGAGCCACUGUGUAUUGUUUAAUGUGCAGGGUAUUCUGAGGUUAUGGCUAGACGAUCAAACAAGGUCUGUGUUCCUUUCCAGCCUCUGUUGGAAAAGAUUGUUUCUUGGCUCCAGUUUCCACCUCCAUCCUAUGGAUUCGUAGAUGCUACUAAGAACAAUGCCUUUGUUCGGGUUGGCCGUCCAAAUACACGUUCAAGGUUUAUUUUCUAUGGUGGAGAUGCCAGUUCGGUAGAAGAGUCUCAUGAGCGAGCAGCUCACAAGGCUGUGAAACGAUUGAUAGGUCGGUUUAAUGUUCGAGUAGAUGAUUUCACACAUGAACGCCUUAAGAUGUAUCGUCUAUGUGUAAAGCUCUAUAAAAAUAGAUGCGCUGAAUUAGUCCAGGAGAGAGAGGCCCUUAACCGCAUACGAUCAGAAUGCAUUUCAGGGGAGAAUGCAGCAUUUCAUGAUACCCAUGUUUUAGUUGAUUUUGUACAAUUCCUGGGUGUUUUGGUAAGGAAAACUGGUGUCACUGCAACUGCUAUAGAGACUACUAUGGUACAGGGACAUGGUUAUAUUUCUUGGCUUAUGGUAAGCUGUCCUCAUACCGUUAUUGCCAUGGAGUGCAUUUUUAGUGAUCCUUGUGCUGAAGCGGCUAUAGCUGAGCAACGAGUUGCGAAGAAAGCAUCAUUUUUCAUUGCUUCUCAAUUUCAUUUGGAAAUAGUUGAUGCAAACUAUGGGACUGCAUCAAAGCUGAGUGCUGGAUGUUCUUUGAUGCGGGAAAAGUAUCUGAUCCUGAAAGGACAUCUUGAAUGUUUAGAAAGGGGUUCUAAACAAUCUGAUCCUGCUAAUUGUGUAGGGGUUGAUUGCUGUGUGACACCAACUGCUGAAGAAUCACAGAUACCGGUUGUUGCUCUUCCACCGAGUCGUCCGCUUAAACGUAGAAUUGUUGUGGAAGGAAGCUCUAAGAAUGCUAUGGAAGUAGAGACCUCAGAGCGCCUUGUUACCGGUCUGCCAGAUUUAGAGACUGUAUUUAAGCGUUCUAUUGUUGAUUAGCUAUGUGCCAUAGAGCAUGCUUGUUUUGGAUGUUGGAUAUAAGGACUUGUAUUUAGUUGUUAGGGUCCCUUGCUAUAAUAGUAGUAUUAGUAUGCGCCUUUUGCUUAUUAGUAGUUGUUGUCUUAGAAUCAGAUUGUAGCUUGUAUUUUGGUUGUUUUGGCAUCUCUGUUGAUGUAAGGAAUUUCGUAUUUUCAGCA
Chenopodium quinoa (quinoa) is the source of this 1883-nucleotide messenger RNA. RefSeq lists its product as uncharacterized. Bases 697 to 1686 code for a protein of 329 amino acids. The record is from RefSeq and is a predicted model, not a curated record. The transcript has 3 exons. Lineage: Eukaryota; Viridiplantae; Streptophyta; Magnoliopsida; Caryophyllales; Amaranthaceae.